UUUCGAUAUUUCGGUAUGAAGAGACUUGUGCGGCGCAUGUCUCGUCUGCGCAUGCGCAACCCGCCUCCUGCAACCAUCAUGGCGCAGCAAGAGCCGAAUGGAGAUUUUCCAUAUUUACCUUCAGGGGCGGCCGAGGUGAACCGAAUGAUAAAGGAGAACAGUGACUUGUUCUCUGAUUCUCAGUGUAAAGUGUGUAGCGCUGUCUUAAUCUCAGAAUCCCAGAAACUUGCACAUUAUCAGAGCAAAAAACAUGCGAGCAAAGUACGCCGGUACAUGAGCAUUCACGGUGAUGAGGAGCCUAUUGCAAAACGGUUCAAGACUUCAGAAGAUGCUACAAGUAAUGUCGAUGAAGGGGACAAAUACAAAGCCUGCGAUGUGUGCAACAUGGCCUUCUCUUCCCCGGUGGUGGCACAGUCACAUUACCAGGGCAAAGUUCACUCCAAGAACCUUCACUUGAAGACCUACGGUCAGCAGACUCCUGCAUUACCUCAGCCCAAAGCACAGGUGAAGAAGGAUGAAGGGCUACCUAAAGGUGUGCAGGGGCCGGCAGAGCGUGACCCCAACCGCUUCUGCUCCAUCUGCCAGGCCUCCUUCAACAACCCCCUCAUGGCCCAGCAGCACUACAAUGGCAAGAAACAUAAAAAACACCUGACUAAACAGAAGCUGAUGGAGACCUAUGGGCCGUCCAUUGUACCAGCCUCCUCACUGAAGGGCUACCCAUGUACUGUGUGUAAUAUUGAGCUGAACUCCGUGGAGCAGUACCAGGCCCACAUCAGCGGCUCCAAACACAAGAACCACAACAGACUCAAGAAAGGGCCAAAUGCAUUCGCCUGCCCACCCGACAACUACCAGCCCGAUUUCCAGUAUCCGCCCAGCCAGGAGGGUGUGGAGGCCGGGGGGGACUGGAACAGCUUCACUGAAGGCUAUGAGUGAGAAGAUGCCCUCGACGUUGGCUGUCCUCUUCUCAUUUGUGACAAGCUUCCUCUGUUUAGGCACAGGUCAAUGUGUGUCUGCACUGUGCAUCUCCUAAUGCCAGCUAUUCACCACAAUACAUCUCUUCCC
Messenger RNA from Rhinichthys klamathensis goyatoka, 1062 nucleotides. RefSeq names its product zinc finger protein 346 (gene znf346). The transcript has 7 exons. Gene Ontology annotation, molecular function: nucleic acid binding; zinc ion binding. Bases 16 to 933 code for a protein of 305 amino acids. NCBI's taxonomy places the organism in Eukaryota, Metazoa, Chordata, Actinopteri, Cypriniformes, Leuciscidae. The record is from RefSeq and is a predicted model, not a curated record.